AUGUCAAGUCAUCAUCUAAUACCCACGAUGAGUACAGAGCAUGAGGACACAUCUUUAGGACCUUCUAAGAAAAAAAGAAAGAGAGCAUCUUGUGACUCUUGCCGACGCCUCAAAACUCGUUGUGAUAAAGAAAUAGGUCAACCGAGAUGUCAUCGUUGUACAAAAUUAGAAUUACCGUGCUCAUUGGUGCUGAAACAUGUUGGCGAAAGUUCAGGGGAAAGCAACAACUAUGAUGCCGGUUUGGAAAAAAUUAGUAUGGUGGAAGGUGGGAUUGGAGUCUUCAUGAGUGCAAUUAUGAAAAAAUUGGAUUCCUUUGAGGCAAGAUUUGAUGAAUUGACUAAUAAAGUGAACUCGCUACAACAACAACAACAACAACAACAACAACAACAACAGCGGCACUCUAGUGGCCCAUUAAUAACAGAAAGAUUGAAUGUUAGGAAAACCUUAGUAACUGAUGGCGUGGAGGAUAUACAGCUAGAUUUUUUCAAAGCCUCGGCCCCAGCUCAGAUCAUUAGUCAACUCAAUAACUCAAUUCUUCAAAGAUCUAACGUUUAUGAAUCCUUCAAGCAUCUGUGCAACGAAUUCAUUCUGUUAUUCAAUAACAAUAGAAAACUUUAUUUACGGUUAUCGAAAGCAUUUUUGAGAACCAGUCACUUUUGGAUCAUCCCCGGGGGAAUCAAAAAAAUCGACACAAAGUACGUUUAUGACCAUCCGUUCAUUACUUGCAUCUUUGUGUUGAUUGGGAUGUGUCUUGACAAGAAUGAUAGCUAUGUGGGGGAACAGAAUACCCUAUUUGAACUUGCAAUGAAGUUGUUUGGGAAAGCAUUACUUGUCGAUAAAUUGACAGACCAUGAUAUUGAAGCUAUUGUGUACAUGUCAACUUUCAAUAUCGUGAGGAAAAAUAAUCAGAAUCAAUAUAGACUAAACAAAUGGUUAACUACCAAUUUUGGAAUCAGUCAUUCUGUUUUAGCCUUUGAUUUUCAAGCUAUUUUCACAACCAUUUUUAUUAAAAAGCAAGCGGAUAGUGCUCAAUUAUAUCAUCUUCGAAUUUAUAACUCAUUAUUAGUUUCAUUUUUACAAGCGUCAUUGGAUUAUAACAAACCGGUGUUUAUGACGAUAGACUAUUUGAAUUUUUCCCGUGUUAUCUUGAAAUAUCCAGGGAAAAUUCUUGUCGGUGAUAAGAUUAUAGUUUCGAAGCUCGAUUUGUUGUUCAAGAUCAUCAAUUUAAUUUAUGAUGGCAGUUUGGCAUUAAAAAUAUUGAACGAUAUCGAUAGUGAAAACUCAGUUUAUAUCGAUCACGAGAGACAGCUUUUAAAGAUUCCAGAUUUGGAGGAUUGGAAAAUAUCCUAUGUGGAUUUAAUCAAGAGCGAUUUUGCAAAGAUUCUACUUCAUGCCUAUUAUUAUUACAAUAUUUAUUUAAGUCAAAGAAUUUUGGAAGAUUUGAAAAUUAAAAAUAGUCACUUUUACCCACUUCAGAACAAAAAAUUCACAAAGAAGCAAUUAGAAUCCUUUGCAUUAUUAAGAAAAACCUGUAUUAUAACCUCUGUGAAAUAUUCUUUCAAACUUCUUGAUAGCUUUUGUGGCUUGCGUGCUUAUUUCAUUAAAGGAUCCCCGGAUUUCCAGAAUGAGCAAAUCAUUUAUGCUUCAUCAACUUUAUUGAAUUCCUUGCCGUUUAUGUCAUCUCAAAAAACUAGACAAACCACUAUUCAACUAAUCGGGGCAAAUUACUUCAAGUUGAGCGAAAUGGGGAUUAGGAAAAAUGACGCUAUUGACACGUUGGAAAAGUUCCUAAAAGUGAUCAUUGACAGAGCUAGAAAUCAUGAUGAUGACAAAAUGAAAACCAAGGUGGCUCAAAGUAUAAAAAUCAAUGAACCAGAGAUUGAAGUCAAUGACGAAGAUGAUGAAAAAUAUGAAAUCUAUCCUGCCGUUUUGGAAUCCUUCAGCUUUAAUGAUGACGAUGACACUGAUGAAGGCAGUCGCGGAGAAGAUGCUAUUGACGACGACACAGAUUUUUCACCUACUUCUGAUGAAUAUAAAAUGAAUUUCAUGCCAAGUGGUGAUACAAAGCAGCACAUACCUCCAAGUAGAGGAUAUCAUGUUAAUAAUACUAUUUUGAGCCAGGAGAUGAGGAGAAGGGCAUAUAGCGAUAAUUUUCAAAGAAUUCCUUCUUUUACUCAAAGCCCACCACAGUCAGGAACUCACAGUAAUAGCAUGAUAGGCAAACUUAAUGUUGUAAACCUGGGGAACUUUUAUGGGAAAUCAAUAUCUGAUAUUUCCCAAAUGAUCCAAGAAAGCCAGCCUCAGCUUGGUUUUAUCAAGGGAAAACAAAAAAUAUCGCCAAACCCGAUAGCAGGAUAUAAUCAAGCGUACCAAGCAAAUAUAUUCAAUUUUCCAGAGUUACUGCUGUCACCAAUCCAGUUCGACCCAGAUAUGUUCAACCUCGAUGAGACAAUUCGAGACCCAUCUUUGUCAAUUAUCCCAGGCACAAAGUUUGAUCAGCAGAAACUUGAUGAAUUGGCUCUUCCUGAUACCUCUCAUUAUGAAAGCGCAGAGGCUUUUUUGAAAGCGCUAUCAAAUGAUCAAAAAUUUGAUUUUCUGAAGUAA
Molecule: messenger RNA, 2604 nt
Organism: Saccharomycopsis crataegensis
Lineage: Eukaryota; Fungi; Ascomycota; Saccharomycetes; Ascoideales; Saccharomycopsidaceae
Gene: URC2
Product: Urc2p
Exons: 1
Coding region: 1-2604 (867 amino acids)
Biological process (GO): regulation of DNA-templated transcription
Cellular component (GO): nucleus
Molecular function (GO): zinc ion binding; DNA-binding transcription factor activity, RNA polymerase II-specific; transcription cis-regulatory region binding
Source: RefSeq, a predicted model, not a curated record